This is a messenger RNA of Hylaeus volcanicus, 1009 nucleotides long. RefSeq lists its product as uncharacterized. The coding region runs from base 1 to 786 and encodes 261 amino acids. NCBI's taxonomy places the organism in Eukaryota, Metazoa, Arthropoda, Insecta, Hymenoptera, Colletidae. The transcript is spliced from 3 exons. The record is from RefSeq and is a predicted model, not a curated record.
AUGAGAAUCGGCUGGUUCUUCUUGUUCGCCUUUCUUUUUAUCCAAGGCACCUUUCAGACGACGAACAAAACAAGAACCAUGCAUUUGAUAGAGAAAUCGGAAACUUGCAUAAACGAAACCGUACUUUCGUUCAGGUCGAAAGACGACCACCGCUCGAAGAGCUCGAUGGAAUUGCAAGGAUCGCUGAAGCAAGCGGCGAAUUCGACUUGGAACACAACUACGCAACAAGUGAUUGCGACGAGACAAGGUCCUUGUCAAUGCCGCGGCGGUGUUUGCAGCUGUUGCUCACGAAUUUUAUACGACACUUGGAAACAAAAAGCUUGCGUAAACGUGACGUACGAACCAGACGAAUUCAGUUUCACAGCAAAAAUAUCAAUGAACGAUAAAGUGUUGUACACAAGAACCGUGUCCGGGAAGAAUCCUCGGCCAGUAUGCGUGCCAGUACCACGAAUACCAGUCGUUAAAGCCUGCGUCAGAUUCUACAAUAUAUAUUUCCAAGGGAGAAACAUUCAUCUAUGCGUGAAUAUGGAGGGGAAGUUUAGAGAGACAAUCAUAUUUAAGGUUGGUCUAGACUGCAUUAGAUUCGGCUCGAACGGGUUGGCUCUAGUAAAACCGGAGGACGGGGGUGGAUUAGGUCAAAUAGAAUUUUUACCAAACAACGACAACGAUGAAGAUGAUGACAAUUAUGAUUACGCCGCCGCUGACGACGACGACUACGACGACGACGAUGACUACGACGACGACGACGACGACGACGACGACGACGACGAUUUACUUGAUUUCUAAGAGAAUUAAAAUUUUUAUCGAUUAUCUAUACGACCGAUGUAUUAGUGUAAUCAUGCGUUGUUACUGUUACUUAAUCGUAACAAUGUAUAUGUACCGUAUCUUUUUAAAAAGAAUACCGUGAUAAUUUAAUUAUUUAUUAACUGCUAAAACUCACUUGAUUUUAUGUUUCAAAGCACGUGAUACGCGUUCCGGGGAUGAGAGCAAUAAACGAAUGAAUACGAAA